UUUGGUUCAAAAUUAGACAACUAGAGGUUAUAAAAAACAAGUGGAAACCUUAGUGUCACCUAACAAAAUUUAUGGAAACUCGUCGGAAUAUUACUACAAACACUGUCGGAUUCUGUUUACUUCCGUCGGAAUUGAUACAAUAUAUCAUCGCAAACCUUGUGUUGCCCGAUAUUUUCGUGCUGAGAACGGUCAACAAGUUUAUCACCUCGGUGAUAUCUGAUCGAGAUUUUGUUCGAGAUUAUAAUAUUCGAUCGAGCUCGGCGACUUGGCUGUUUGUUUACAAGAAGCGGUGGCAUCGCGACGCGAUGCUCCAUGGAUUUACUGAUUGUUCGAAUCGAUGGUUUGGAAUUUUGAUAGCGGAUGUUUUGAGAUCAGUGGUUCCUCCUGGAGAGGAUCUUUAUUUUUUAACUGCGGCAGGUAAUUAUUUUCUGUUUGCUUUGAAUACGAGUCAACAGGUUAUUUCGGUUAAUCCUAUGACCAAGACGGUUAAGAAGAUUCCUCCGAGUCCGUUAGGCCGACGUGGCACGUCCUCGUGGAGAAGGUCCGGGAUCAAGCUGCUGUCAGGGUCUGACAGUUUUCGGUUUUUAUUCGCGGAAUUGUACGAAGAUUACCCGACUCUAUUCGUUUACAGCUCGGACACGGAUAAGUGGCGGUCCAUCAGGGCGGGAGAAAGAGAAACUGAUAAUGAAAUUCCACGUGGAAAUAUUAAAACCGAAAGUGAUUUUAUUUACUUAAGUGUAGUGAACGGACAAAGCGAGAGCAUUUUAAUCGCGGUUGGAGUGGAGGAUUUUGACAGGCCUGUUGUCGUGAGGCCGCGAUUUGACGGGGGAGGAAUCGAGCGAUUCGCGGUGGGAUUUUCGUCGGGGCAUACGAGCGAUCGGUUCCACGUGUACGGUGACGGGAACAUGAUGAUAGUGAGAUCAGAUAGUUCGAACGGGGACACAGACAGGAGGGUGAGAAUGUUGAAAGGUGUGGAGCUGUGGGGCAUGAGCCAAAGUGGGAGGCAAUGGGAGUUGGUUUCAAGAGUCCCGGAAGGACUAAUUGAAGAAAUAAAAAAGCCUUAUGGGGUUAUGAUGGGUUGUGUGAUGCUGAAAAAUGGGACAUUCAGGGCUGUUUUGAUGUCAAAUUAUGAAGGGGUGUGGGACAUAAUCUGGCUAUGUUAUGACACUGAGGAGAAGAUUUGGAGUUGGGUUCCACUGCCUGAUUGCAAGAUGAAAAAUUCUAAUAUGGCUGGAAUUACUUUUUCUUCUGGCCUCACUCUGGCCUAGCUAGACCACUUGUAAUUAACCUCCUUUUGUUGUGUCAUUUCUGUGUGUUUUGCUACGGCCUACAGGUUUUGACUUUUGAUAGUGGUAAUUUGGUAUAUGCUAGGCCUACCUAUGUUUUAGAGUCUAAUCAAGGAAAGCCUCUUAGGAUUAGGGUACAUGUCACGGCAGUUCUCACUGGCAUGCCUAUAGGCAUGUAUUUUACAAAAAGGCAUGCCCAAAUGGCAUGCCAUUUUCCAUUAAAUAUAGCAAAAACUGCUGCAUCA
Molecule: messenger RNA, 1531 nt
Organism: Daucus carota subsp. sativus
Lineage: Eukaryota; Viridiplantae; Streptophyta; Magnoliopsida; Apiales; Apiaceae
Exons: 1
Coding region: 72-1268 (398 amino acids)
Molecular function (GO): protein binding
Source: RefSeq, a predicted model, not a curated record